AUGGCUCCCAACGACACAGACACGAACAGUGACCACUCCGCAAUGGCGCCGUUUCCGCCAGACUUCGUUUUCCCUGUGACUGCGAGUUACAUCCAGUCUGAAAACCAUCGCGACCUCUUGGACAUCAUUGACAAACUCCGGUCGCGUGGAGUGAGCCAUUAUGUCGACCUCCCGCAAAUCAUCGUAUGUGGUAGCCAGUCUUCCGGAAAGAGCGCAACUCUUGAGGCUCUUUCGGGAAUUUCUUUCCCCACCGCCGAGGGUCUAUGCACACGAUUUGCGACUGAGUUGAUUCUUCGUCGAGGCGAUCAAACUGAGAUCAGCGUGCAUAUCAACCCAGGAACUGGGCGUACCGAGAAGGAGAGGAUCGCCCUAGCCGCAUUCGCCCCAAAGACGAACGCUCGUGACAACAUCGGCAAAAUCAUCGAAUCGGCGAAGGUCGCCAUGGGACUCUUGGGGGAUGGAGCAAAAGUCUUCAGUACAGACGUCCUUCGGAUCGAGCUCGUCUCGCCAGACCAGCCCAACUUGACGAUUGUGGACCUUCCUGGCUUAUUUGGAGCAUCCGACAAGAACCAAACAGAUGCGGACUCUACAAUUGUCCACAAACUAGUGACGACCUACAUGAAGCAGCGCCGUAGUAUUAUCUUGGCUGUGGUUGCUGCUGACAAUGCUUUCGCGAAUCAACCGGUCACCAAACUCGCUCGAGAAAUAGAUCCAGCCGGCAUCAGAACCCUCGGUCUCCUGACGAAGCCGGACAAAGUCGACAAAGGUUCGGACACAGAGCGAUACUAUCUGGAGCUUGCGCAGAAUCAAAAUGUUGUGUUGACUCUGGGUUGGCACGUGCUGCGAAACAAGGGUUUCGACACACUUGAUGACACUAUCGAGCAGCGGGAGAAGAGAGAGGCCGACUUCUUCAGGGAAUCAGCUUGGAGUGUGUUGGAGCCUAGCCAACUUGGCGCCGAAAAUCUGCAGAAGCGACUUCGUGAGAUUCAGUGGAACCAAAUUCGCCAGGGGCUUCCAGGUGUCAAAUCGGACGUCCAAACAGGCAUUCGGGACUGCCAAGCGAAGUUGGCACAGCUUGGUUCUGCUCGAGACAGCAAGAAAGAAAAGCAAAAAUACCUGAUGCAUAUCAGCAGUCGUCUGAACAAAUUGAUGCAAGCUGCCAUCGAUGGUGUUUACGCCGACAGAUUCUUCGAGUCUCGCCCUGGUCAACAAGAUGCCUUUGAACGUCGGUUACGCGCGAAUGUGCAAAAGACUCUCACUAAGUAUUCGGAGGAGAUGACUGCAGACGGCCACGCACUUGAAGUGGUGGAAGAUGACCUGAAGCCCAAGCGACCUUCGAAUUUUGUUUACCGCAGCAACUACUUGCAAACGGUCAAGACACUGAUGGAGAGAUGUCAAUCUCGUGAACUCCCAGGAACAUACAACCCUAUGGUCGUUAGCGAUUUAUUCAGUCGGCAAUGCAAGCCUUGGCAAAGCAUCUCCCAGAACCUAGUUGAACUGAUCCACGAGGCUGCGGCGGUCACCUUCAACAAGCUCUUGUCCGAGCUCUGUGAUGAGAACACCAAAACCCGUUUGAUGAGGGGAAUGAUCCAGCCUUCUCUGUACAAGCUUCGGCAAAAUCUGAAAACCACUGUUGCUGAGCUUCUGGAGCCUCAUCUCUCCAUUCAUCCCAUCACAUACAAUGAAUACCUGACGGAAGUGGUUAGAGAUAUUCAAGGGAGCCGCCACAAGCGUAACUUUGACCGCACAGCUGAAUCCAUCUGUGGAACUGAUACAGAGACUGCGGACCAUGGCACAUACGACGACAUCGCGUUGCGCGAUCUGUUGCAGUCAUUGCUGAAAGCCACGGAGCCGAAUCCCAGGGAGUAUGCUGCAUCACUUGCGGCAGAUGUUGCUGCAGCCUACUACAAGAUUGCCUUGAAGAAGUUCGUUGACGACGUCAGCGUCAAUGCCGUGGAGACAUGCCUCGUUCAGCGGUUGCCUGACGUAUUCUCCCCGGAGGUCGUCUGGGACCUCGAUGACGAGCAAAUUGAGAGCCUCGGGUCUGAAGAUAACAGCACCAUCAAGAAUCGGAACGAUUUGCAGGAGAAGUUGAGAGUGCUCGAGAAUGGGCUGAAAGAUUUGGAUGCUUUCACAGCUCGGAGCUCGAUGUGA
Molecule: messenger RNA, 2154 nt
Organism: Diaporthe amygdali
Lineage: Eukaryota; Fungi; Ascomycota; Sordariomycetes; Diaporthales; Diaporthaceae
Exons: 4
Coding region: 1-2154 (717 amino acids)
Cellular component (GO): cytoplasm; microtubule; membrane
Molecular function (GO): microtubule binding; GTPase activity; GTP binding
Source: RefSeq, a predicted model, not a curated record